Molecule: messenger RNA, 876 nt
Organism: Zingiber officinale
Lineage: Eukaryota; Viridiplantae; Streptophyta; Magnoliopsida; Zingiberales; Zingiberaceae
Exons: 2
Coding region: 102-746 (214 amino acids)
Source: RefSeq, a predicted model, not a curated record
AGAAAUCUACAGAGGUGCCUUCCAGUCCAGCAUCUGUAUCAAGAAAUUCUGAAGAGUUUUGUAGGCAAGACAACCCGAGUCCGAUAUCACCACUGGAGGUCAUGGAAUACCACAAUUCACCCUGUAUCUCUGAAGAGUUGAGUUCCAAUGCUCCAGGAAGAGAUUUAUCAGAAAAUCUUGAGCAUGGUGGAGCUGAAAUGACAGUAGGAGAGCAGCCUCCAAUGCAAGAAAUAACUAACAUGGAGAACAAGGAUGCGACUCACUUGCAUGAUAUCCUUGCAACUGCUGGGUUUUAUGAGGAUGAGCCAAUCUCAUACCAAGAUUUUGAAAUGGAAGAAGCAUACAGCAAACGCGGCAAGGUGGAUACUUAUUCUUCGAUACCUCGCAAUGAUGAUGUAACUAUACGACACAAACUUCUAUUUGACUUGGUGAAUGAGUCUAUGCAAAGUCUGCUCGGUCCGAAUCUAAAAUGCUCCAUGUUCAAGAGAUGGAUUCUAGGCCCAACUUUCUCAUCACAAGGAAAAAGAUUGUUGGAAGACUUGUGGAAUCAGAUUCAGUUGCUCUUAAAUUCCUCAGUUGAUGGUUCUAAUGCUCCAAAUAGCAUGGUGGCUCAAGAUUUGAAGAUGACAACUUGGCCAACGAUGUCGUACGAAGACAUGGAUGUUGUAGGAAGGCAGAUCGAGAGGGUCAUUCUACUGAACUUGAUCGACGAUAUUGUGAGAGAAAUGUGUCUUCGGAGCAACUAGAUAGAAAAUAGGUACUAGGGAAAAAGCUAAUUGAUUGUAAUGUUUGUGCAGUCCUCUUCCAUUUAGAAGAAUCUUUUCCACAUUGCAGCCAUAGUAAAAUAAAUUUUUGAGGAAAAAGUUGAUUGAUGUU